UUUCAUUUGAGCAUUCGGCUUGUGACGUACAAUAUUGAGAACGCGUUGCUCGCCACAUCAACGGACAGUAUCAGAAUAAUUUCAAAUAACUUACAAGCGUUCUAGGGUGCAUGAAGAUAAUACAAUUUGUAUGGUUCCAAUGUGUUUUCUUGCAAAGAGAGUUCCGUUAUCUUUUGCCCGACUUUUCGAAUAAAACAUCCAACAAAACAGUUUUCAGUACAAAAAAAGACGACGGCUUGUUGUGUAAUCGAAUCUAACCAGCCGUUGGAUGUUGAUAAGGAAGUGAAUCAGGAUCGUCAAUAUGUACACAAGUUGUCGCGUGCGUAAAAUAUGCUAUCCGUAAAUGCUUCCAGCUUAUCAGUUUGCGCUAAUACAGGUAGAAGGGGAAACAGUGUUUAAAAAAGCCUAUCAGAGCUCAACACUGGACAACUCGUGCAGAAUGUAACAAGAAAGAUGAUAAACUACUUUAUUCGAUAGCCGAACAUGUUACAACGAUCCAUGAACUAUAAUGUAUCCAGCAAGAGUAUUAUUAACUUUGCUCCUGUUAACAUCACACUGUUACGUGUCUCUAUUAGAAUCAACGGGACACUAUGAUAGAGAGAGCGAUAAAAUCCCUUCAGAAAAUCAGCCUAAACCUCAUCACUCGGUCCUUCCAGUGUUCAGCUCACAGGAGGGAGAAGAUGACACACUUCAUCCAGAUGCAACAAGAAAAAGGAGAAAUUCACCACCUGUAUUUUCAGCGAAUCAGGUCGAAAAUCGUAAACCAACCUUCAAUGAGUGUGAUAACUACAAGCCAAUGCUAAAGGAGGAACAGCCAGUUGGUACGCCGGUCCUGCACGUGAAUGCAAUCGAUCCAGAUCCAAAUCAAACUAUCGAGUACAGCCUUAUGACAACACCUGGUGAACGAGUACGCUUCCGAAUUGAUAAGAACACGGGAGAAAUCACAACGGUCCACGUCUUUGACCGAGAUGAGCCGAUCCGUGAGAAGGAGAUCUACAUCUCUGUGAGGGCGACAGACAAUGGGCGACCUCGACUAGACGAUGUUUGCACGCUGAAGGUAAAAAUUGUAGACAUCAACGACAAUCCACCAAUAUUUGACAAGGUACGCUACGAAGAGUCGGUAGCGAAAGAUAUGAAGGUAAACCAGCGCGUUGGUACUAUCUCGGCGACGGAUAUGGAUGACGGCGAUAACAGUCUCAUCAAGUACGAACUAUUGCAGAGUCUCCCAGGCAGCAGUUUCUUUCAGAUUAAUGAGAACAAUGGUUUAGUUACCCUGGUUAAACAGAUCGAUCGUAGUCCUGGCCAACAUUACUUGAUCCACGUGAGAGCAUACAAUUUAAACCAACAGGGCGAACCCGUGCAUCAUACAGAUGUGGAAGUAAAAAUACACGUCAUGGAAUCGAAUAAACGGUCUCCAUACUUUUCCAAGUUACCAGAAGAAACGAUUGUGCUGAAUGAAACGUUUAAAGAUUACUCCAGGCCGAUAGCAAUAUUUGAGGCCAAUUCAUCCAUCCCAGAGAAACCGGAAGUCAUCUUCGAACUGACCCAAGGCCGAACAGAGGAAACAAAUUCAAAGCACACGUUCCUACUGGAGCAGCUGAACAACAUGGCCACGAUCAAGCUGGGUAAGGCGCUCGAUUAUGAAAUCAUAGCAGAGUAUACUCUCACAGUGAGUGUUAAGAAUUCGGAUGACCUGAUUGCUGAGGCCGUUCUAAAGAUCCAGGUGUUGGAUGAGAAUGAUAUUAUACCGGUGUUUCCAGAAAUGACGUCCGGUGCAGUCCUUGAAAAUGAACCACCCGGAACACAGGUAAUGGUAGUAAAGGCCUAUGAUCUGGAUGGCACACUGGCCAAUAAUAUCGUGUCGUAUCGAUUCGAGGACGAAAGUCAACAUUUGUUCCACAUUAAUAAUGUAACGGGUCAAAUCACGACACUGGCAUCGCUUGAUCGCGAGCAAACUGAUUCUUAUCAGCUCAAGGUAGUAGCAGAAGACAAUUCUCCAUCGGCACUGUAUCGAAAUGGUAAGCCAAACAGUAUUACCAAGCUCUUAUUCAUCAAGGUGAUGGAUAAAAAUGACAAUAAGCCAGCGUUCACUAGUCAGCAUUUCGUGGUAGAGGGCGUGCCGGAGGACGAGAACAUUAACACGCCAGUUAUUGAGGUGACAGCAAGAGACCCUGAUGCAACAUCCCUGUUAUCUUAUACAUUUGUCUCCGGUAAUGAAGGACUUGCUUUCAAAAUUGACAACAACACCGGUCGUAUCUCGAUCAACAACCGGCUCGAUUACGAGACGGUACGUGAGUACAAGCUGAUCGUUCAGGUUGAUGAUGGGAUCUUCCAGGACAACGCGACAGUCUCUAUCAAAGUAAAAAAUGUCAACGAUAACCCACCACGCUUCACAGGUCUUCGUAAUGUAACGAUACAAGAAGAAACGAUCCCAUCCGGGUGUAUAAUGACCGUUCAGGCGUAUGAUCCAGACAUCGAGAAUCGAACCGAUCCGCAGCACAUUCGAUUCUUUUACGUUGACGAAUACGAUGAUGCGAUAGAGAUCGACGAUAGUGGAUGCUUGCGGGUCAAGAGAGCGCUCGAUCGUGAUCCCCCGCUAGGCUCCAAGCGCUGGCAGUUUAUUAUCACCGCGACGGAUGAGGAUGGUGCGGGCAAGAAAACGCCAGCCACUGUGAUCAUAUCUUUGGAAGAUAUCAAUGACAACGCACCUCGACUAUCGAAUGCAAUGCCAGUCGUUUGGGGCGAAAACAGGCCGCCAGGUUUGAUUGUAAAACUGACGGCAGAGGACGCGGACGAGGCUCAGAACGGACCACCGUUUCAUUUUAGCAUCGAUCCGAAUGCGCGUUAUGAGAUCAAGAAACGUUUCAAAGUUCAUGGCGAGGAACUGCACGCGUUGGUUGAGUUCGAUCGAGAGGAGCAAAAGGAGUACCAAAUUCCCAUCCUCAUUAGAGACUCUGGUGAAGAACCUAUGAGCGCUGUCAGCAUGCUACAUCUGGUAAUCGGUGACGACAACGACAACAAGAUGAGGCCAGGUAAAAGUCGCAUCUUCGUGUACAACUACAAAGGAGAAUCACCCAACACGGAAGUUGGACGCGUGUACGUCGACGAUCCGGAUGACUGGGAUCUUCCAGAUAAGACGUUUAUAUGGGAUUAUGCUACCCGUCAUCACUCGGUAGCCUUUUUCGAUUUAAACAGUGACACAGGUAUGAUCACCAUGCUUCAAGGUACACGUGGGGGAGAUUAUGAACUAAACUUCCACGUGAUUGAGCAGUCGAGUCAUUUCCCGCGCCAUAAUGUCACAGCCAAAGUGACAGUAACGGUGAAAGAAAUCCCAGAGGAGGCAGUGGAUAAGAGUGGAUCGAUCCGAUUCCAUAAUGUAACUGCGGAAGAAUUCGUAUCGCGCACACCUGGUCAGCUCACAACGCCCAAAGAUCGGCUGCAGGCGAGCAUUGCAAACACGCUCAACGUUAGCCGAGAGAACGUGGAUGUGUUCACCGUGUUGAAGCGCGACAAUGUCAACGGAACCGUCCUGGACGUUCGGUUCUCGGUCCAUGGCAGUCCUUAUUAUGCACCUGAACGACUCAACGGAAUGAUGGGCUAUCAGCUUCAUCAGUUGGAAGAGGACGUAGGUCUUUCGGUGCUUAUGGUGGGCAUUGACGAGUGUAUCGAGGAGGGUCGUAACUGUGAGCUAUCGUGCAAGAAUACGCUCUACAAAUCGAACGUCCCUAUCGCGGUAUACACCAACACCAGCUCGUUUGUGGGUGUGAAUGCCUUCGUACAAGCAGAGUGUGUGUGUGAGGCUCCAUCACCGUCGCUCACAUGUCUCAAUGGAGGUUUCUUGGUGAACGAUCGCUGCUCCUGUCCCGAGGGCUUUGAAGGUCCUCACUGUGAGAGGCUUGGCAUUGGGUUCUAUGGCAGUGGAUAUGCGCUUUAUCCUCCGAUCAGUCCUUGCAACAUGACGCGAAUAAGUGUAGAACUAUCACCGCAGCAGGAAGAUGGCUUGGUGAUGUACAUCGGUCCACUCAGCUAUAAUCCUCGUCUGCCUGUGCAGGACUUCUUGGCGUUGGAGCUCGUGAAGGGACUCCCUGUGUUGCUGCUCGACUACGGCAGUGGUACCAUUCGUAUCGAACAUCGGUAUCGAUUCCCCCAGGGUAAGCCAUUCACCGUAGAGAUCGUGCUUCAACCGCAAACAAUCGAGAUGAUCGUCGACAACUGCAAGCUGUCCACGUGCAUGAGUCUAGAUGCGCCAAAGGGACCAAAUCGGUUCUUAAACGUGAACGCGCCACUGCAACUCGGAGGAGCUGCCGUCAACCUAGACUACCUCGGAUCGCUGUACAACUGGACGUACGUGCCACAGGACAAGGGUUUCAGUGGCUGCCUGCGCAAUCUCACCAUCAACGAGCGGACGUACGAUCUCGGACUGCCCAGCCUAGCAAAGAAUGUCAACUCGGAAUGCAUUAGUCGGUCUGUAGCUCUCAUCGCAUCCAUUGGCUUUACGUCGUACUACCUAUACGUAAUUAUCGCCUGUAUUAUUUUGUUGAUCGUGCUACUAUUUUUCAUAAUUGCACACAAGACGAGCCAUAACGAAUGGCAUGACAAAGAGAUGGACCAUCCACGGGGCACGGUCGUCUAUUACGAGGAGGAGGGUGGAGGAGAGUGUGACACUAUUUACGAUCUCAACGCGGUUCUAGGACACCUAAACCUGAUGGACCUGGACACAAUUCACUAUGCGAAUAUUAACAACGAUCAAUACCUUGGAACGUUCCUCCUACGCAAGAGGGCUGCUUGCGACCAAGCUGUUGACGCUUACCCACAAGACGAUGUGCGAUGCUAUGCGUACGAGGGUGAUGAGACCAGCUACCAGUCACUGUCGAGUCUGGCCUCCUUUUCUGGUUCCGAGGGGGACUUAAAGCUUCCCAAUCUAUCCUUGCCACCAGAUUUACAGAUGCUUGCUUACAGCUACGGCGAAGAGUCGAGCGACACAGAGAAAUAAGAACGAAUUUCAUAGCAGUAAUUGUAGUUUGAUCUUGUUUUCUAGAAAAUAUACAGUUUUACUACAACCAAAGCCACCAAACUUACCA
Messenger RNA from Anopheles merus, 5081 nucleotides. Its product is annotated as DE-cadherin-like. NCBI's taxonomy places the organism in Eukaryota, Metazoa, Arthropoda, Insecta, Diptera, Culicidae. The transcript has 3 exons. The coding region runs from base 509 to 4993 and encodes 1494 amino acids. Gene Ontology annotation, cellular component: plasma membrane; catenin complex; adherens junction. Gene Ontology annotation, molecular function: cadherin binding; calcium ion binding. Gene Ontology annotation, biological process: cell morphogenesis; adherens junction organization; cell-cell junction assembly. The record is from RefSeq and is a predicted model, not a curated record.